UUAGACAUCGGCAUUUUGCUCGACUUCAUGCCUGGAGCGGCAUGCCGUUUGUACUAAACGCGGGCACUGUUUAUUUUUUCUUAGGCAUUCAGUAGAAGCAAGUCGUUCUUUUGUGCGUGUGACAUCUUAGUGAGUCGGUGUGCAUGUGAAAGAAGCUCGCUUUUUCUGCCCGCCGGGUAUUUUAGAGUGUUUUAAGUGCGGUGAUUGAUCUCAAACGCGGUGAUGAUCUAAGUGCUUGAUCUAAGUGCGGUGAUGUCUGAAAUGGCCAUGCCUAACAAGUGCUACGAGCCGGCGUCUACCAGUACAAGACUGGGGAGAGAGUGCAAGUUUAUUUGAUUCUACAAAGAGCAAGUGCCUUUGAAGCAAUCGCCGAGCGUUGUUGCCUGCAGAAAUGGCAAGAAGGCCGGUUCUUACAAAACGUGAAGCUAUAGGCAUCAACGUUCCUUUUUUUUUGCCGCAAUGGAUACGUACAAUUAUUCCUUCGCUAACAGCUCCUCAAGCAAACAGGAGAAGCCGACGGCCACCAUCUGGUGGCAGUCGGAGGAGGCGGUCCUGGUGGCCCCGUACACCAUCAUACUUCUACUCGCCGUGCUCGGUAACGGCUUGGUCAUCCUGACGCUGGCCAUCAACCAGCGCAUGCGCACCGUGACCAACCUCUUUCUUCUCAACCUGGCCGUUAGCGACCUGCUCCUCGGCGUGUUCUGCAUGCCCUUCACCCUCGUGGGAGUUCUGCUCCGCGAGUUCGUCUUCGGACAGCUCAUGUGCAAGCUCAUACCUUACCUGCAGGCGGUGUCGGUGUGCGUGUCCGACUGGACCCUGGUGGCGGUGUCGGUGGAACGCUACUACGCCAUUUGCCAGCCGCUGCGCUCGCGGGCAUGGCAGACGCCCCGUCACGCGCAGCGCACCGUGGCGGUGGUGUGGGUCGUCUCGCUUUUCCUCAUGCUGCCCAUCGCGCUGCUCAGCGAGCUCAGGCCGACCAGAGACUCCGCCAAGAUGAAAUGUCGAGAGGACUGGGGAGACGCCCUGUACGAAAGACUGUUCACGCUCUUCCUGGACGUGCUGCUGCUGGUGCUGCCGCUCGUCGUCAUGGUGGCCACGUACGCGCGCAUCGCGGUCACCCUGCACUCGGCCAUGCAGCAGCAGCAGACCACAGCGACCACUGGCUCGCCGCUCAAAAACGGCUCGCCGUUCGCGGCCGUGCACCCGUCUCAGCGCGAGCCGGGCACGUCGCUGCGACUGCAUCGGGGCGCCACCAUACGAUGGCACCCGCGAGACCCGGACCGGUCGCUGGCCACCAAGCAGCGCAUCAUACGGAUGCUAUUCGUGGUGGUGGUCGAGUUCUUCGUCUGCUGGACGCCGCUGUACGUGCUCAACACGGUGUCGCUGUUCCAGCCGGAAGCCGUGUACUACGGGCUCGGCUAUCGGGGCAUCUGCUUCCUGCAGCUGCUGGCGUACGCCUCCUCCUGCUGCAAUCCCAUCACAUACUGCUUCAUGAACAGAACCUUUCGCGUCAGUUUCCUCGCGCUGUGCCGUCGAAGUUGUUCGCAGCGCAAGCAGGGUCCGGGCAAUGUGCGCAGUUUGGAUAAGCAGGAUUUUGUGUACGUUCUGGGUCGCGAAGUGACGUAAUUGCCGCCAUUUUUCUCGACGAUCCAAAGAACGAAGAAAGUAACUUUGUCGCACAGAGGAACAAAAUCCUCGGUAAUGAACAUGCGUGCUCAAUGGAUUAGAAGAUAGUGUGUGUGUGUGGGGGGGGGGGGGGGUAUCUGCGUUAUAAAGGCGGUUUGCAUUGAAGAUUCAUUGCGGUACUUCUGUGCCAAUCAAGUGCAGCACGAACGAGAUCGUCAUGUAAAUUUUCUCAUUCCCUUCACGUAACUUAACAUGGAAGCAUAAUAAAUGCCUCAUUCAGCCAUUCAUUCCCCGUGAUGACGAGGGUAUUAAACUUCUCGAAGAUCUAAGUUUGUCAG
This is a messenger RNA of Dermacentor albipictus, 1964 nucleotides long. RefSeq names its product gastrin/cholecystokinin type B receptor-like. Gene Ontology annotation, cellular component: plasma membrane. Gene Ontology annotation, biological process: neuropeptide signaling pathway. Gene Ontology annotation, molecular function: neuropeptide receptor activity. NCBI's taxonomy places the organism in Eukaryota, Metazoa, Arthropoda, Arachnida, Ixodida, Ixodidae. The record is from RefSeq and is a predicted model, not a curated record.